GUGAGCGGCAACAGUAACACCCGGCUACCGGAUCUCAGUAGCAUGGCAUCAAGGAGAAUGGAGACCAAGCCAGUUAUAACGUGUCUGAAGACGCUGCUUAUUAUCUACUCUUUCGUCUUCUGGAUCACAGGAGUUAUCCUUCUAGCAGUAGGUGUUUGGGGAAAGCUCACUUUAGGCACCUACAUCUCUCUCAUUGCUGAAAACUCUACAAAUGCCCCCUAUGUCCUUAUUGGAACUGGAACAACAAUCAUUGUCUUUGGCCUUUUCGGGUGCUUUGCUACCUGUCGUGGGAGCCCAUGGAUGCUAAAACUGUAUGCUAUGUUUUUAUCCCUGGUGUUCUUGGCUGAAUUGAUUGCUGGCAUAUCUGGAUUUGUGUUUCGCCAUGAGAUCAAGGACACUUUCCUGCGGACAUAUACUGAAGCCAUACAGAACUACAAUGGCAAUGAUGAAAGGAGUCAAGCUGUUGAUGAUGUGCAGCGCAGUUUGAGGUGCUGCGGGGUGCAGUAUUAUACAAACUGGACCACCAGCCUGUACUGGCAUGACCAUGGUUUCCCAUCCAGCUGCUGUGCCAAUACUAGUGAUUGCAAUCCACAAGAUCUGCGCAACAUGACUAUCAAUUUCACUAAAGUGAACCAGAGGGGAUGCUAUGAAUUAGUGACAAGCUUUAUGGAGACUAACAUGGGCAUUAUAGCUGGUGUGGCUUUUGGAAUAGCAUUCUCACAGCUGAUUGGAAUGUUGUUGGCUUGCUGUCUUUCUCGGUUUAUAACUGCAAAUCAGUAUGAGAUGGUGUAACAAGGUGGCGCUAGUUUACAGAGCGCAAUAAAGGAAUCAAACAGAGGAUCAUUGAAGAAUGUUAGAGAACUCAUUCACCUAGCACUCUGUGUUCCCUACUAUAUACCAUUUUGUAGUGUAUCCAUCCACUGACACAACUGUGCCAUGACAAGUAGCCUACGUAGUGUCUAACCACACACUUCCUCAUGGAAGGCUUUUCGUAUGAUGGCACUGGACGUGUGUUCUUAUUCAUAAAGUUUUAGUAUUUGAUAAUUCAUUAACUGCCUCGACUUGGCUGUGCAUGCAGUGGCUGCAAAAAAGGGACAAACACUCCCUUACCAAUGGUUUAUUAAAUGUCCCACACAUUUAUAUAAAUCCAUACAUGAGGAAACAAAUAUAUUGAAUUUUUUAUAUACAUAUAUUUAUUUACAAGGCGUACUUAACAUUUUCUUUCUUUACCACUUGCGGUUUUCAUGUAAGAAGAAAAAAAAUCUGUGAUACGACAAUACUUGAAGAGUAAUGUUCUAAAUAUGUUGUGCUUUUCACAGGAUCCAUGCUGCCUAAUAUUAGACUGCAGCAUGGACGCUCCUCCUGUGCCAUUUGCCUAUUGCUUCUAUCAUUGUCUAGUAGUGGAUUUGGCAUCAGAAUCAGAACCUGUGUUUCACUGUUACAGAACUGUUGUUGCUUGCUGUGCGGCCAGUGUAAUAAUGCUUCUUUUUAAUCCUUAGUGUACAACUAAUCUGAAUUGUGCUGUAAUGCUACUUCUUUUUGUCUAUGUUCCUUUCUCUCCCCUUUCUUUGCUUUGGAAGUGCAACAACCAAAUAAUACUUUGAGAUAAGUGUGAAACCAGUAUAGGUAAGGACAGAAGGCUGAAAGACUGAAAACUUUUUAAAGACAAAGAAAACUGAUUUUUUUUUUUUUAUAUAAUGUCUCCACCUAGCAUGCUGGGAAAAAAACAAUGCUUUGAUAUUGUGAGCAUUUGUGAAAUAUAUAUUAAUAAACUGAACUAUGACCGA
Xenopus tropicalis (tropical clawed frog) is the source of this 1787-nucleotide messenger RNA. It is a transcript of the gene tspan7, whose product is annotated as tetraspanin 7. Gene Ontology annotation, cellular component: membrane. The record is from RefSeq and is marked provisional. NCBI's taxonomy places the organism in Eukaryota, Metazoa, Chordata, Amphibia, Anura, Pipidae.